This is a messenger RNA of Closterium sp. NIES-67, 2014 nucleotides long. The record is from the annotation of a GenBank genome assembly. NCBI's taxonomy places the organism in Eukaryota, Viridiplantae, Streptophyta, Zygnematophyceae, Desmidiales, Closteriaceae.
CACCUUCUCGCCCUACCACCACGCUGCACAGCUCUUCUCCCCAAGCCUCCAAGUUCCCUACGGAUCACCUCGCCCCACCUGUACCUGCCCGCACACGCCCUCUAUCUCGGCGCCCCCGCGGGGUCUCUCUUCCUGCAAUCUACCGACCGUCUCGUCCUGCCUCCACCCCUGACUGCCUUUGCCCGUCGUACUCACCAGUCGCUCCAUCCGUCGUUCGCUGUCGCAAGCAAGCCGCUGGUGCGUCCAACACUCCGCUCGUCCAACACUCCGCUCGUCCAACAGUCCUUCUCUGCACACGCUAUCCCUCCAAAUCGACUCCUCUUUCCCCGCUAAUUUCCACUCCGCAACUUUCGCCUUCUCCGCGCGCGCCCUCACUCCGCCAUGCCCACCCACCUGCCGCACGCCGAUGCUUCCUCCCCCGCCACGCACGCGCUGCACUCCUCGCCCGCGUCCCUCAUGCCUCCGCCAGGCCCCCCCGCCGCCUCCCCCAUGCCCGCGACGUCCUCCCCCUCGCAGCCCGCCUCCUACCCCAUGUCCCGCGUCGCAGCCCCUUACACGCUUGCCGCUAACGCGCCCGCCGGAAUGGCGGGUGGCGCAAUGGGGGGGGUGAUGAGUCCAACGGCGAGCGCACAGCUGCGCGCGUCCGCCCUUGCCAACAACCCUAACGCCUCCGCGCAGGGUGCGCCUUCCCCCUCCGCCAUGGCGCAAACCAUGGGGAAGGCUGGCGCUUCCCCAAGCCCCUCCGCCUCCCUGUCCGCCCUCCCCUCCUCCCUGCACCUUCCCUCCAAUCUGCGCGGCGCCCAGUCCUCCCCCACCGUGCCCUCCCAGUUCUCCCCCCCUUCAGCGCCCCCCCAAUACGCCGCCCAGGCGCAAUCCGCAUCCCCUGGCGGGGCCUCCUUUUCCCCAAGUGCGCCACACCUGCAGCAGCAAGGCUACAGCGCCAGCCCAGGGGGAGGCGCCCGGGGCGGAAUGCAGCAGCAGCACGGCCAGCAAGGGUCGGUGGGAGCACUCUCUCCUCUGUCGCCCACCCAGGGCAAGCAACAGCAGCACUUCGCUCCCUCUCCCCAUCACCACCAGCUGCUGCAGCAGCAGAAGCAACAGCAACACAGGCAGCAGCAACAGCAACAGCAACAACAGCAACAGCAACAACAGCAACAGCAACAACAGCAACAGCAGCAACAGCAACAGCAACAGCAGCACCAAAAGCAGCAACAGCAGCAGCCGAAGCAGCCACAGGCAGCACAGCAGUCGUCUGGCAGGGUGCCCAGCCGACCAGGUGCUGCUGCUGCUGCUGCUGCUGCUGCAGCCGGGGGCUCUGGGGAGGUUUUUACUGGAGCAGGUGAUGUGGCUGCUGGUGCUGCCCAUGGCAGCUUGGAGGGCAAGAAGCUUCUGGGAAAGAGAACUCUGCAGGAACUGGCGAAGCAGGUGGACCCGCGCAUGCAGCUGGACCCCGAGGUGGAGGAGGUGCUGCUCGACAUCGCCGAUGACUUCAUCCAAUCUGUGACAGCGUUUGGCUGCCAGCUGGCGCGGCAUCGCAAGUCGCAAGUGCUGGAGGCGAAGGACGUUCUCCUGCACCUCGAGCGCAACUGGCACAUGCGGAUUCCUGGCUUCACGGGGGAUGACUACCGCGUCUACAAGCGCCCUCCAGUCACAGAGGUGCAUCGCCAACGCCUGGCAGCUGUCCGGCGAUCAGCAGCCACGGCAGCCAGCGAAGCCCACACGUCGCCCUCUGCUCCCGCAGCUCCUGCCUCCACCGUUCCCUCUGGCCACACUGGUGCUCAAGCACACGCACCACAUGGCAUGCAUGGAGCGCAUGCAGGCAUGGCGAAGCUCGCAUCGCCCAACUUGAAGCAGCAGGGAGGAGCAUCAGGGCCUCUGAGCCCUGUGGGGGGCACUGUGCAAUCGUUUAAGAACCAUUGAGGAUCGGGUGGCCAAAUUCCAAUGAAGCAUAUGGAUAGCUUUUGAUAAGGCUUUUUUGUGGGCGUUUUUAGUGUAAUCUUGGUUUGGUGUACAA